This is a messenger RNA of Dioscorea cayenensis subsp. rotundata (Guinea yam), 1108 nucleotides long. Its product is annotated as tubulin-folding cofactor B. Gene Ontology annotation, molecular function: microtubule plus-end binding; alpha-tubulin binding. The transcript has 9 exons. Gene Ontology annotation, biological process: cytoplasmic microtubule organization; post-chaperonin tubulin folding pathway; tubulin complex assembly. The coding region runs from base 146 to 874 and encodes 242 amino acids. Lineage: Eukaryota; Viridiplantae; Streptophyta; Magnoliopsida; Dioscoreales; Dioscoreaceae. The record is from RefSeq and is a predicted model, not a curated record. Gene Ontology annotation, cellular component: nucleus; microtubule plus-end; cytoplasm.
UUCUUCACCAAUCCUGUCAAAGAGGAUUUGGACUUCUUUUGAAAACUCAAACCCUAAAUCUCCGAAAGGGGACCAAGCAGUGACGAGGUACGAGAUUGAUCUCUCUCUCUCUCUCUCUCUCUCUCUGUAGGGGUUUCAAAGUGGAAUGGCAUCGGCGCUUCAGUUGCCGGUUGAUGACUCGGUUCUUUUUCAAGUCUCUCACGCCAACAUCAAGUCUUUCUCCACCGAACUCCGCUUAUCCCUUCAGACGACUAUCGAGUCUGUGAAAGAGAAACUUUGGAGGAAAUGCGGCACUUCUGUUGCCUCCAUGCUCCUCCAACUCUUUGAUGACUCUGGUUCCAAGAUCUGUGACCUCACUGAUGAUUCCCGACCUCUUGGCUUCUUCUCCCCUCAUGAUGGGUAUCGGUUGCAUAUCGUGGAUCUUGAUCCCUCAUCACUAACUUCUGGUGGAUGGCUGGAGGACACUUCUCUUGUUGAGAAGUACACCAUCUCUGAGGAGGCAUAUGACAAGCUUGACAAUAACUUUAGGAAAUUCAAGGAGAAGAUGGCUUCUCAACAUGCAACUGGAAAUCAAAAUAAACUUUCAGACAACUACAUGGAAGACUUAUGUGCUAAUAUCAAGGUUGGAGAUAGAUGUCAAAUUGAACCUGGGGAGAAAAGGGGAGUUGUAAAGUUUGUUGGCAAAGCUGAGACUGCAGGACAUGGAUACUGGGUGGGAAUUCAAUAUGAUGAGCCUCUAGGGAAACAUGAUGGGACUGUGAAAGGAAAACGCUAUUUUGAUUGUCCUCCACAACAUGGUGCUUUACUUAGGCCAGACAAAGUAAAGGUCGGCAACUUCCCUGAGAGAGAUCCAUUCGACGAGGAGGAAAUAUGAAGCAUCAUGGUGUACACAAAGCAUUUUUCUUGCACUACAAACAUGCUACUAAAAUUUUCAUGUGUCCUAUUUUUUUCCAGCUCCUUCCUUCACUGAUUUCUCAUAACUGCCUGGAUUAAUUCCUCAUGUUGUCCAUUUAUAUGAUGUUCACUGGAAGUCAACAAUCUCAUGCUGUGUAUUUAUAUUUCCUUUAAUUUCAUAUUAAUGGCCUCUGAUGAGUUUUCUUGAAUUCAA